GUCGAUCCUGUGACGUGUUAACGUUUUGAAAUACGCAUGCGCAAUCAGCGCGCAAAAGUGCAGCAAGGAAACGAAUGCACUUCCUCCCGCCAGUUUCUCACGAUGGACGGACUCGAUGAAGUUGCGAUUUGUACUCUAAAAGCUGCUAACAUUGGGGAAGACAUUUUACCAACUCUCACACGGGAUGAUAUACGAGAUCUCUUUCCUGGUCCUGAGCACUUCCUGCGACGCAAAGCCAUUUGGCUUAUUGUUCAUAAGGAAGAACAGGAGAACACCAUUCCUGUUGAACCCCAAGGUUCAUCAGCUGAUGAUGAACAUAAUGGAAGUCCAAAAAGAGAUGACCCCAGCACUUCAAAGUUUUUGAAGUUACCCAGCCCAGAAUACGUUCUCUUCACUGAUAGUGAACUACAACAUGUGAGACGUGCAUACUUCGAGCAGCAACGUCUUGGAAAAGAGGGUGAAGUCACCUUAUCAAAGGAGCUCUUCUGCCGACUCAUCCGAAAUACCAUGACAAAUAUGAUAUCUAUUGCAAGAGCCUCUUCAGAUGACUACAAAUAUCCCACUAAACAUGAAGUUAUUGCCAUGGCAAAGCGGUUAGUGGAAUACUACCCUAUGAUAAAAGAUAAGUCAACUGGAUCAAGUCAUGAGUGGGACACUGUUGCCAAAAAGCUCUUGAAGCGACUUUCAAAUAUCCGAAGUCCUGUGAAGGCCAAACACCCUCCAUCCAAGAGAGUACGUCUGAAUGAAGUACCAUCUGCUGCAGUGGCAAGUGACUAUGAUGCUGAUUCAAGUGCAUCAACAGUUCAUCUGUCACCACCUUCAAGAUCAAGCACCCCACAGCAAGAAAAUGACAGCAUUGAUGAAGCAUCCGACGGUCCAGACAACAGCCUUGACAGCCAGAAAACACAGGCACGACAUUACAGGACUCUACAAGAAAUGUACAAAGCAAAGAAGCCAAACAAAGCUGCUGUAACUCAUCUAUUAGACCUGGAGUUCCAGUCCAGAAGAAAUUUCAUUGACUCAAAUGCUUUGAAGGAGCAAGACCGACCCACAAAAAUGUUACAGGCAUACCCGUGCUUCAAAGAACUGGACCAUGUAAUGGAUGAACUGCGGAGAGUCAUUGAGCCAAACAAUAGCCAAUACACUUCUGAGGUGAAAGGCAGGUGGGAGAACUUCUACUCCAAGGUUCAGUUUUAUGGCGUCAUGAAGAAAGUCAUGAAGCCUCCAAGGACAUUAAAUGGAGUUGAACAUGCCAUUGCAGUUUUUACUGCCCUGCCACUGCUCUUCCCAUCUGGCUCUGCAGCACCCAAGAAACUGGUCCCAAUCAGUGAGGCUCUUUUCCACGUCCUCACGCCCUCUGAGGAUCCUGAUACCUACAUCCACCGGCGUGUGCUUUCUAGUCCUGUCUUGCUGAUUGGUGAGCAGAACUGCAUUGUGGUUGUAGGUACAACUCCAGUUGUAACUUUUGAGAAAGAUUUGCUCUACGAGGGACCUCUCUACCUCCUGGCCUAUUACUAUGCAUUUCACCUGACAUAUCCCAAGUGUAUUGCCACACUCUUGUCUGUGUUACAAACACAAGUACUUGGAGAUGUCAUCCACGAGCAGGAUGCAACCUCCUCGUACAAGAAGGCCAUUCAUGAAUGGAAAAUGUUUGUUGAGUAAUUUCUUUUCUAACAUGUUGUAUGGCUAAGGCAGUGAGAGCCGCAGGUUUUUUUUUUUUUUUUUUUUAUUUGUUUUGCACUUUAAUUGUGCUAUUUUUUUAGUUUCUCCCAGUUUUCAGUACUGUUUAUUGAAUUUGCCAUAAAUGCAAUACAUUCAUUGAGUAAUUACUGUUUGAGGUUAUAGUGAAUGCAGGUUAUAGACUGAUGCUAUCUCUUUGUGCAGAACAUUUGCUGUUGAUGUGUGUGUGUGUGUGUGUGUGUGUGUGUGUGUGUAUGUGUGUGUGUAAAUGUGUCAGUUGAAUAGCCUUGGAAUCAGUUCAUCCUGCUUCUAUGCUCCAUUUGUUUAAGACGAGUUUUUUUAAUAAAUGUUCAGCAAAUGUAAGUUGUUUGUUUAUUCAUUUAGUACAUUUUAAGUUUCUUUAUUGGUGUGUUUCAAGAAUUUUUUAUCUAUUUUCAGGUUAUUGAGCAUUGUUAAAAAAUCUAAAUAAGAUGAAUUUAAGGUUAAAUAUCUGCAUUAAUAUUACUUAUUCAGUUCUUAUAAAAAGUGAAAUUUGCAUAAUUAUAAGCAUGUUUGUCUAGUUAUAAGACCUAACAGUAUUUUUAGUGACUAGAUUUGAGACAACUUUUUCUAGUUUUAAUGAAAUCUGCACUUAAUGUACUUCUUAUUCAGUGUUUAUAAAAAGUGAAAGUUACAUAAUUAUAAGCAUGUUUGUCUAGUUAUAAGAUCGAACAUUAUUUUUAGUGACUAGAUUUAAGUACAAUAUUCUAGUUUUAAUGCAAUUUUGACUAAAUUUAUUCAUUAUUAGAUUCUUAUAAAAAGAAAAUACUGCAUAGCUUUAAGCAUUUUUGUCUAGUUUUAAGAUCCAAUUGCAUUUAUUA
This is a messenger RNA of Carassius gibelio (silver crucian carp), 2540 nucleotides long. RefSeq lists its product as uncharacterized. The transcript has 8 exons. Bases 37 to 1662 code for a protein of 541 amino acids. The record is from RefSeq and is a predicted model, not a curated record. NCBI's taxonomy places the organism in Eukaryota, Metazoa, Chordata, Actinopteri, Cypriniformes, Cyprinidae.